Molecule: messenger RNA, 4275 nt
Organism: Stegostoma tigrinum
Lineage: Eukaryota; Metazoa; Chordata; Chondrichthyes; Orectolobiformes; Stegostomatidae
Gene: sdc4
Product: syndecan 4
Exons: 5
Coding region: 77-643 (188 amino acids)
Biological process (GO): cell migration
Cellular component (GO): cell surface; membrane
Source: RefSeq, a predicted model, not a curated record
GAGAGAGAGAGAGAAACUAUCCCCAGCCGCGUUUGGCGAGGAUAAAGCGACAAACCAGGAAACUCCGAGAGAGAAAAUGUUCGGAAUCAAAUCGCUGGCUGUCCUAUUUCUGAUUUCCCUGUGCGGAAUUUCUUCAGCCAACACGCAAAAAUCAUCCCUUUCGGAAAGCAACCACUAUGAUAAUUCUGAGGGCUCGGGGUUCCCUGGACUAAAACCUCAUUCUUACUAUGAGGAAGAAGGUUCUGGUUUUGCCUCUGGAGAUGACCAUGAUCUGGAUGACAGUCAAGGGCCAAUUGAUGAUGAGGAUGAUGAAAUGGACAACCAUAUUGAUGAAAGUGAUGAGGAUGUCAUCUCUGAAGUAGAAGAUCCCAUUAUCAACAAUGAGGUGCUGCAGAGGAACAAUGCUGUACCACAGGAAGACAUCAGAAACCAAGUUGCUAUGGCAAGCACCAACAGCGGCAGUGUCUUUGAAAGUACAGAGAUGCUUGCAGCAAUGAUUGCUGGUGGCACAAUUGGCCUCCUGUUUGCCAUCCUUCUCAUCCUGCUGCUCGUUUACCGUAUGAGGAAGAAGGACGAAGGCAGCUAUGACCUGAGCAAAAAGCCAAUUUACAAGAAGGCACCAACCACUGAGUUCUAUGCAUAAGCUUCAUCUGUGCCUGAGCUUCUGAACAACAGACUUUGUAUUCUUUCCAAGAGCUUCCACCUUAACAAGAAAAAGACAAAAAUGAAGACAAAUUCAACUAUUUUAAUUUUUUUACCAAUAAAACAUGCACUACCAUGCAUGUAUUAUGUACAUUAAAAAGUCCACUCUCUUUAAACGCUGGAGAAAUGUUAUGUAACCCAGAUUCAGAUUUAAGGCAUUUUGAAACAUAAGAGCCUAGAUAUGAAAAGCAGUGCUGUCUGAUUGCCCCGUGAAAUAUUUUCUGCCACUGAAGGGGCAAACAAAGGUUUCAUUUCUUUGAAAUUGUAGCUGACAUUUAGUUCUCCUAUUCUUCAGGCAGGCAUGCAAAUAUGGGCUCUUGCUGAAAUCCUUGGAUAAACACUAAUUGGCUUAUCAGCCUUUAAGAACCACAGAGUUUUUUCUACCUUUUUUUAAAAAAUAAAACUCUUUUUAGUUUUAACCAAUGGACCUCUUGCAAGGUUUCUCCCUCCUUUCUCCCACACGUGCCCCCCCCAACCCAAUGCAGAAUUGCUUUGUUUUCUCAUCAUCUCUGCCCCCCACAAUAAAUUGGACACUUAAAAACAGGUUAGAUAUUUACUUAAUCAUUGUUACCUUUUACUGUAGUAUUUUAUUACAAAUACAUAGCAUACAAUUUUGUUUCUAUAACACCACUGAAGAAUUCUGCAGAACUGGUUCUAACUAAAAUCUUGUGCUUUUUUAAAAGAAAAUAAUUUAUCUAUCUAAAAUAUUUUAAUUGUCACCUCAUUUAUUUCAAGGUGUGAUUUUUUUUAUUUGUAAAAUGUCAAAUUCUAGGAUGUACCUUCCUGCUGUUUGUAUCAUGAGCAAUGACAGUACUUUCAGUUGAGUUUCAUACUGGAACAGUCACUCUCUUAGCAACAUAUGCAAUGCUGCAUAACCUCAAGUUCUGUAUAACAUAAUAGCUGCUGUGAAAGGUGUAGAGUAAAAGAUUUUCUGUCUUAAUUUUUGUUUCCAUUUAACCUAAUUCCUAGAAAUCCCUUCCUUACAUCCUGGGGAUGUACAGAUGCUACAUGCUGAUGACUUUUGACCCUUAAAUCUCCCAAUAACUUUGACCACUGCCUGUAUUGUUGCUAGGAGACACAAGAUUCUGUGCAAGAAAGAUGCAAAAUGUCAAACACCAGUUCAAGUUCUCUUGUUGGGUACUUGAAGAUUUUUAAAUUGCAUUUCUCAUUUGUAUACUAAUUCUGACUUUUUGUGGGUGAAAUUCCAGCUCUAAACCAUAGCAUGGUGACCUCAAGCUUUGCAGUUUUACUUUAAUGUCAUUGCAGUGUGAACUUGAGAAUGCACUCCUUGACAUUUUAGAUUGAUUUUUAUUUUUAGAUGUUUAAGUGCCAAAGGUUUUUUGUCCUUUGCCAUUAGGAAGGAAAAACAUGAGCUUUUGCCAAACUAAAAGUUUAGUUUAUGUACAGUUGCAUUUGUUCUUCCAGUGGGAGAGAAUUAAUGGAUAAAUUUUAUAGCUAAAGCAUUCUUUCUCUAUUGCACAUGUGCAGCUGGCAGAUCCUGUAAUGCAAAAAGCAUUUCAAUAUUAAUGUUUUUCCUUUGCUCAUACAUUUUUUCAUAGUAAUUUCAUAGAAACACUAAAGCAGUUCCUUCAGAUCUCCUGUGGUAAUGAGCUGAGCUGAUGGCCACUUGAAAGCAAGAAAUCUACUAAACAGUGUGUUCAUUGGUGCUAGUCCCCUGUCAAGGGGUCAAACUUCUUGGGUAGUGACAAAAACCAGUUAAAACUAUAAGUCCCUCCUGAAACAAUUUGCUGUCUCUGUGACCUAAAGCUUCUCAUGCAGCUUUCAAGAAAAUGCUUGCAAGUCAAUGCUGACCCAUUGCAGAGGUCUGGCAUAGGAUAGGUAGAUUUGUAUUUUGUGGCAAAUGUAGAUUUUUGAAGGAAGAGAAAUUUUUAGAUAAGAUAUAGGUGACAUUGGCAAAAGAUAGCAGUGUUUUAAAAGCCCUAACCAGAGUUCUCAUUUAACUAAUGUGGAAAGCUCUUGCCAAGAGCUUCCAAUCCCUUUUGAAGCCUACAGGAUUUUCCUGCCAUGAGCUGCUAUUUAUUCUGCCAACUAUUGAGAUUCAUGUGUUUUCUUUGGUUUCCUAGCUAAACAACAAAGGUGGUCAAAGGCUAUGAUGCCUUUUUCAAGCAUUGACCUUUUCUCGAGGCCUUGAUUUAGAUCUGUGCCUUUGCAAAGGCAGUAAUACUGUUUGAGGCAGCUGGCAUCCUCCCUUAAGAGAAGCCACUGUUUGGCAUCUGUUUUGAGGGUUCACUUUAGUUGAUGUAAUGUGGCCAAAACUUGAUGCCACUCUUCAAUUGAUCAGUAAAUCAGAUGGGCACCUAAGUUCUGUUUUUUCAUAGCAGUCUGCCUCAAACUAAGUCUUCAUAUACUGGCUCCAGUAUUUUGAGAAGUGCACCUGGGUACAGGGCUCUAGAGAAAAAGUAUAAAUAAGUAUGUUUUGUUUUUUCAAUAAAACUAUAUUUUGGUACAUAAAUUUUUCUUGGUUUCUUUUGGAUUAUUAUUGGUGUAAAUACUAAUAGCAACAUUUUAAUGCCUUGAUGUAGGGGGUGGGAUUAAAAGUUUUAAACUAUAUAUGGAGUAUACCAGAUCAAAAUCCAUCCCCUACACAUGUAUAUUGUGAAGCCAACUGGUGGCUAUUGACUUGGCACCAAGACUGGCUAUAUACACACACAAUUUGUCAGUCUAACUGGAGCAAGAGGUUCAAGCAAUGACUAUUUUUCAAGCUGGACCUUUUUUCUUUUUAAGAAAGUGAAUUUUUCAUUCCUCAUCUUUUUUGAUGUGAGUUUUUGUUUCACUGCAGAGUACAAAGCCUUUUGGGUAAGAAGGGAUCUUCCUGCAGUCUGUGUAAACCUGCUCAUUUCAAGGGGUUUGAAUGGCUUGAGUCGGGAAAAGCAUUGGAACAGCUUUUAUUGUAGCACCUUCUUUCCCUGUUUAGAGCUUGAGGCAACAUAUGUUUUAAGGUCUUUGAUAGUGCAGGAGAUGGAGGAAACCCCUGCAAGAUUGUGAUACCACCACCUUUAUGGGAUUAAUUGGGCAAAAGAGCAAUAACCAUGUCUCAUGACCUUUCAAGUGCUAAAAUUGGUACUUGGAAAUUCUAACCACUGAGCAAUCACUGGUUGCAACACAACAUCUAACUUCAGGGUGUUCAUUCACUCUGAACACCUUUUGUCUAUGCAGAAUCCCACACUGGUCUACUUUUCCUAGUGCUCCACUUGGUAAGUUCCAGUGCAUUUUGUACAGCAUAGAGGGAAACCAUUUUAACCCAGCUCACCUGAAAUGAGGUAGCACACCAAUUUUGCAUCCCUCCCCAAUAUUGGCCUCCAUGAAUUUGAAAUAAGCUGUCAAAACAAUGUGCCUGAUCCUGUUAGUGUUCUGACAGGCAAGUUGGCUUAAAAUUACUCCUGCAAAAUGAUCCCAACUGUCUGAGUACCACUGGAAAGCCUGUAAUUUGUCUUCCUAUUGACUAACUGUUUGCAGAAAAGGUGAUUUUGCUAUCUUCAGAUCUGUACAUAUGAAUAUGUUUUAAUUUGUUCUGGAUUUUAUAUGUAUAAAUAAAACAUAUCUUUACACAAA